This is a messenger RNA of Plasmodium knowlesi strain H, 627 nucleotides long. RefSeq lists its product as hypothetical. Bases 1 to 627 code for a protein of 208 amino acids. The transcript has 2 exons. Lineage: Eukaryota; Apicomplexa; Aconoidasida; Haemosporida; Plasmodiidae. The record is from RefSeq and is a predicted model, not a curated record.
AUGAAGCAUAAAAAGCUCCAUAACAUUCAAUUUUAUUUGAACGAAUGGUACGUUCGCACAUUUUAUAGAUGGCAAUUUAAUAUUACACAUCCGUUCCUCAAGUGUGACAAUGAAAGGCGAAAGCAAGAGCAUAUGUUAACACAAUUAAUUAGAAUCCCUGAGUUACCACUCUCUCCAGACCUCCAACCAACUCAGCGGUGUGCUAUGUACACAUUCAUUCAUAGCUGUGAGCCAGGCAUAGGGCACACCAUUAAAUGUGAAUACGUGAAUUGCUCCAGGAAAGCGUAUACAAUAUUAUCCAAACGAUACCUUCCAACAUGUGUACAUGCUUACAAUUCCCAUUUGUUAAGACACUGCUGUUUAUCAUCAAAUAAGUGUAACAUUACAGUAUUAUAUCAUUCUAAACAUAAAAAUAUAUUUCUAUUACAUAAUAUUCAAAGGGGACAAUACUCAUUUUAUGCAAUGAAACAAGUUAUGGGCGUAAAUAUUUAUCAAAAAUAUAUUUCCAAUUUGUUACCCCCCGCUGAGAAAUAUGAAUUAUACACUACACCAUUUGUACAUCAGAAUAUAGCACUAAUAUUGAAUAGUCUAAAAUUGAAGAAUUCACAGAAAUCUUCAUUUAAAUGA